Messenger RNA from Anopheles nili, 2718 nucleotides. RefSeq names its product chorion peroxidase (gene cd). Bases 16 to 2538 code for a protein of 840 amino acids. Gene Ontology annotation, biological process: response to oxidative stress. Lineage: Eukaryota; Metazoa; Arthropoda; Insecta; Diptera; Culicidae. The transcript is spliced from 5 exons. Gene Ontology annotation, molecular function: peroxidase activity; heme binding. The record is from RefSeq and is a predicted model, not a curated record.
UCGCUUGCAGGAUCAAUGGUCAUGGUUGAUGAAAGGACACCGCUUACCUCGGAUCUGUCUGGACCUCCGGCGCUGGCGUCGGGCCCAUCAGGAACCAUCCAUCAUUUGAAGACCCACGAAACCCUCCGCGAGCGCCAAGUGCGCACGUUCCAGUGCUGGAUAUGUUCCGCCAUACUCGGAGCAUUUGCACUGGCGAUCCUGAUCAGCAUAAGUUACAUCAUCUUUGGCGAUCCCCGGCAACCGCCUUUGGAUGCCACCAACACCACGGCGGCGGAUUUUCCAGAGCUGCUAAAUCUCAUUAGCUUCCCGUUGGUCGACGAACCCAUCCCAGACUGGACAGGUCCUGAUGUGAGCGAGGACGCAAAAGCCGCUGCCAUUGCGGAAGGCGAAAAAGCACUCGGCGAUAAGGAGCUGCUCGAGGAAACACUUUCACCCCCACCGGUAAACUCACCUUCUUUCCGGCAUCAGAAGUCUGUCGGUGCGACGAAGGCCGCUAGACUAGCCGCCAAAGUGGGUUUUGUAGAGGAUCGUGCCACUAGAGCACUGGUACGUCGACUCGACAUCCGCAGCCGAGGUACGGUUGGUCGUGGACCUGCCAUCACCUUGCCGCGGAUGCACGACAACACCCACUGUGACUUUAACGCUCGCUUUCGAACGGCCAACGGCACGUGCAAUAACCGUGAGCAUCCGUUGGAGUACGGUGUCGCGAUGGUGCCUUUUCGACGGCAACUCAAUCCGGAUUAUGGUGACGGUAUCUCGACACCACGCUCAGCUCAGGACGGUGGAGACCUUCCGAGUGCUCGUCAGGUGUCGCUUGACAUCCACCGACCAUCUUACCACAAUGAUCCCAACUUCUCGGUCAUGUUGGCUGUCUGGGGGCAGUUCCUGGAUCACGACAUCACCUCGACUGCGCUCAAUCAGGGAGUAGAUGGACGUCCGAUCGAGUGCUGUGAUCCUGGACAACCGCAACACCCCGAGUGCUUUCCGGUGCCACUUGGUCCUGGUGAUCCGUACUAUCAUCAGUACAAUGUGACAUGUAUGAACUUCGUCCGGUCGGUACCGGCUCCAACAGGACAUUUUGGUGCCCGUCAACAGCUGAACCAAGCGACCGCCUUCAUCGACGGAUCGGUCGUGUACGGAUCAGAUGAGCGGCGUAUGCGUGCGUUGCGUACGGGUGUAGAUGGCCGGUUGCGUAUGUUGCGCACUCCAGAUGGUCGCGAUCUGCUUCCGGUUUCAACCGACCCUGAGGAUGGCUGUAACGAACAGGAGAUGAACGAGGCUGGAAAGUACUGCUUCGAGUCGGGUGAUGCACGUGCUAACGAGAAUCUGCACCUCACAUCAAUGCACUUGAUCUGGGCACGACACCAUAACGGUCUAACCGAGGGAUUGUCUCGUGUCAACCCACACUGGGACGAUGAGCGAUUGUUCCAGGAAGCGCGUCGUAUCCUUGCCGCUCAGAUGCAGCAUAUCACGUACGAUGAGUUCGUGCCGGUGAUUGUGGGUAACGAAACUGCCGCCAGGAUGGGUCUGCUACCAGGUGACCGAGAUGACAUGUACAACGCCUCAGUGGAUGCUUCGAUCGCGAACGUAUUCGCUGGUGCCGCGUUCCGAUUCGCGCAUACUCUACUGCCUGGGUUGAUGAAGAAGACACGCAAUCCGGCCGCAUCGACCGAUGGCAUCGAGCUGCACCGGAUGUUGUUCAAUCCGUACUCGUUGUACGCACGGGACGGGCUAGAUGAUGCGUUGGGUGGAGCGAUGAGCACAUCACUCGCCAAGUACGAUCAGUACUUCUCGACCGAGCUGACGGAGAAGCUGUUCGAGAAAGCGGAUGAACACUUGCUGCACAAUCACCCGUGUGGGCUCGAUCUGGUGUCACUCAACAUCCAACGUGGCCGAGAUCACGGACUUCCGGCGUAUCCUCGUUGGCGUCGACAUUGCCAUCUUACGCCAGCUGACACGUGGUCCGAGUUGGAGCGUAUCGUCGAUUCGGGUUCGUUUGAGCAGAUGAAACGCAUGUACCGUGAACCCGCUAACGUGGACGUUUACUCUGGCGCGUUAAGCGAACCGCCUGUUAAGAACGGCAUCGUAGGACCUCUGCUAACCUGCCUGAUAGCGGAUCAGUUCCUGCGGCUGAAACAGGGCGACUCGUUCUGGUACGAACGCCAACGAGGACCACAACGAUUCACCGCAGGUCAACUCGAGCAGAUCUACGGUACGAAGCUGUCCAGCAUUAUCUGCCGCAACUCGGACAACAUCGAUCGGUCACCGGUGUACCUUAUGAGGCGAACCGAUCCACAAACGAAUCCUGAGCGAGACUGCAAACAGCUGGACACGUUCGACUUCGAGCCGUUCCGAGAGGGCGAACAUCAGACACGGGCGGCUAAAGUCUCGACAGACCGGAUGAAGGUGCUGGUGUUGCAGCCAAAGCCAACGGUGACUGUGACGGCCAGUGUUACGGCAACGGACGCGAUGGAUGGUGAACAAACGACGGAGCCUAUCACGGAUCCGACUACUUCCGUUCCGGUGCCGUCAGUUUGAGGGUGCCGGAAUUAAACUGUGUUUUUUGCCAAUAGUUAUAUAAAAUUGCUGUUACAAUUCAUCGGAAAAGCUGUUCAAAUCACAGAGCUGCUUGUCAGAGCGGGAACUAUCGCAUGCUGCAUUCAAUCUGCGAUUAAUCGUACGUGAGCAGUGUCUACCAGACGUUUGAUGCAUAACACA